GUUUCUUUGUCUAGUUCUCGAAUAUGUUGAUGGAAAAUGGGCUUAUGAUGAUUCUGGUGCUCUCGGAGAAAAUACUGCUAGAAAGUAUUUGCGGGAUGUAGUUGCUGGCCUCAUGUAUCUUCAUGCUCAUAAUGUAAUUCAUGGGGACAUCAAACCAGACAAUUUGUUUGUUACUAGUACCGGGAGAGUGAAAAUAGGAGAUUUCAGUGUCAGCCAAGUAUUCAAGGAUGAUGACGAUCAACUCCGUAGAUCUCCCGGGACUCCUGUCUUUACUGCCCCGGAAUGUUGUUUAGGUAUAACAUACAGUGGCAAAUCUGCAGACACAUGGGCAGUGGGAGUUACUUUGUAUCGUAUGAUAUUAGGAGUAUACCCAUUUCUGGGUGAUACACUUCAGGAUACUUAUGACAAGAUUGUGUACAACCCGUUGAUAAUCCUGGAUGAACUGAAUCCUCAUCUCAAGAACUUGAUCGAAGGUCUCCUUUGCAAAGAUCCAAACCAGAGGAUGACGUUGAAAGCUGUGGCUGAACAUCCAUGGGUUACUGGAGAAGAUGGGGCUAUUUCGGAAUACUUUUGUUGGUGUAAACGCAAAGCUGGAGAAGAGGAAACAACUUAAUGGGAUUGAAAAUGUAGCUGAAAGGCUAGGAACAGUAUACUUGAACAUGGCAAAGGCAAUCAUAUCGUUGUGUGUCAGCAGUCAGAACCGUUUGUGUUGGUUGUAAUAGUUCUUUGUGGCAUUUUUACUCAAUGCCAUCAUCUUUGAGGCUCUUGAUCGUCUGAUUUUUCUGUUUGCUCUCUUCAAUUUUUUUCUUUUUUGUUAUAAAGGAAACAUGUUUUGGGUCGACUUUGCUAUUUGAAAUGUUAUAAUCUUUGUAUAAACCAAUGAUGUUUAUUUUCUUUUUUGUGUGUGUGGGGUAAACUUUAAAAAAAAAAAUUGAGACAUUUCACUCAAA
This is a messenger RNA of Camelina sativa (false flax), 950 nucleotides long. NCBI's taxonomy places the organism in Eukaryota, Viridiplantae, Streptophyta, Magnoliopsida, Brassicales, Brassicaceae. The record is from RefSeq and is a predicted model, not a curated record.